GCCAGGCGUGGUUGUGCCCGUCACGCCGUCAACCUCGAGCUCUCCGGGCUUGCAGCCUCGGCAUCGGUCGUGCCGCGCGUCGACGAGCUGUCGGUAGCAGUUCUGUUUAUAAAGUGCGCGCGCGCGCCCGCCAUGGCAGCUAGCGCGAGAGCGGCAAUGGCGGGGCUGCACUUCCUGCUCGUGCCGCUGGUGGCGCAGGGCCACAUCAUCCCGAUGGUGGACCUGGCGCGCCUCCUCGCCGCCCGCGGCGCGCGCGCCACCGUGGUCACCACGCCCGUCAACGCCGCGCGCAACCGGGCCGCCGUCGAGAGCGCCAGGCGCGCGGGGCUCGACGUCGAGCUCGCCGAGAUCGCGUUCCCGGGGCCCGGGCUCGGGCUGCCGGAGGGGAUGGAGAACGUCGACAUGGUGGUGGAGAGGGAGCACUUCGUGGCCUUCUUCCAGUCCGUCUGGAAGAUGGACGCGCCGCUGGAGGAGUACGUGCGGUCGCUGCCGCGGCGCCCGGACUGCGUCGUCGCCGACUCGUGCAGCCCGUGGGCGGCGGGGGUGUGCGCCCGCCACGGCAUCCCGCGCCUGGUGCUGCACUGCCCGGCGGCCUACUACCUCCUCGCCACGCGCAACCUGGCCAAGCACGGCGUCUACGACCGCGUCGCCGACGAUCUGGAGACGUUCGAGGUGCCGGACUUCCCGGUGCGAGCCGUCGGUAGCAAGGCCACGUUCCGGGGUUUCUUCCAGUGGCCCGGUGUGGAGAGCUUGCAGCGUGAUGUGGACGACGCUGAGGCCACCGCCGACGGCCUGGUCAUCAACACGUUCCGCGACAUCGAGGGCGUCUUCGUCGACCGCUACGCGGCGGCGCUCGGCCGGAAGACGUGGGCCAUCGGGCCGACGUGCGCCACCGGCUUCGACGCGGACGCCAAGGCCGGCCGCGGCAACCGCGCGGACGUCGACGCCGGGCGCAUCGUCUCGUGGCUCGACGCCCGGCCGCCGUCGUCCGUGCUGUACAUCAGCUUCGGCAGCAUCGCGCGCCUGCCGGCGAAGCAGCUCAUCGAGCUCGCCCGCGGCCUCGAGGCGUCGGGGCGGCCGUUCGUCUGGGCCGUCAAGGAGGCCAAGUCCGACGCCGACGCGCGGGCGUGGCUCGCCGAGGGGUUCGAGGAGCGCGUCAGGGACAGGGGCCUCCUCGUCCGGGGCUGGGCGCCGCAGGUGACCAUCCUCUCGCACCCGGCGGUGGGCGGCUUCCUGACGCACUGCGGGUGGAACGCGACGCUGGAGGCCAUCGCCCACGGCGUGCCGGUGCUGACGUGGCCCAACUUCGUCGACCAGUUCUCCAGCGAGCGGCUGCUCGUGGACGUCCUCGACGUCGGCGUCAGGUCCGGCGUCACGGUGCCCGCGAUGAACCUGCCCCCGGAGGCCGAGGGGGUGCAGGUGCUGAGCGUCGACGUGGAGAGGGCGGUGGCCGAGCUGAUGGACGAGGGCCCCGAGGGGGCCGCGAGGCGGGCGAGGGCCAAGGAGAUCGCAGCGAAGGCGAGGGCAGCCGUGGAGGAAGGCGGGUCGUCGUACGCCGACCUGACCGACAUGAUCCGCCACGUCGCGGAGCUCAGCGAGACGAGGAGGCACGAGAGGGACGCGAGCGCGGUGGCCGCCCUGCCCGCUGCGCCGGAUCUUGGGACCAAGAGCAGCGAGAAGGUUGAAGCCGGCGCUGCUCUGUCAGUACAGUCCUAGGUCGCAUUGCAUAUGAUACGAGAUGACUAGCCUCAGCUUGUAGGGUGACGAAUUGUUUGCAACAAAUUGUAGUGGUUUGUAUGAGGUGUAUAUGCAUGGCCAAGUAAAAAGAACUCGUACCUCACUAGUCACUACCUCUGCCUUCCUGCCCUCGUUUCAAAAAUAUAGUAUGACAGUAUGACAUUGACCUC
This is a messenger RNA of Panicum virgatum (switchgrass), 1907 nucleotides long. Its product is annotated as UDP-glycosyltransferase 73C5-like. Lineage: Eukaryota; Viridiplantae; Streptophyta; Magnoliopsida; Poales; Poaceae. Gene Ontology annotation, molecular function: UDP-glycosyltransferase activity. The transcript has a single exon. The record is from RefSeq and is a predicted model, not a curated record. Bases 133 to 1716 code for a protein of 527 amino acids.